GUGACAUUUGCGCUCGGAGGGGAAGAAGCAAUGAGGCAAACAGACGCCUGCCAGUUGCCGUCUCUCUUCCAGUGCGCGGUCGGCUAGCUGUGGCGUAGCGGGCGUGAGAGUCACCUUCACGUCCGUCGUGUUUCACAGCACUCAACAGCGUCAAACGCUCGCGGCCCGGCCAUGCCGACCUGGAAGACGGUGUUUGUGACGGGGGGAGCCGGCUACAUCGGCAGCCACUGCAUCGUCGAGCUGCUGGAAGCCGGCUACGACGUGGUGGCCAUAGACAACUUCGCCAACUCCGUGUACGGCCAGAAGGGGGAGGCGCCCAGCCUGCAGAGGGUGGAGGCGAUCACGGGGAAGAAGGUGCAGUUCUACCAGUGCGACAUGCUGGACAAGCCCAAACUCAACAAGAUCUUCGGCGAGCACAAGGUUGACUGCGUCAUCCACUUUGCGGCCAUGAAGGCUGUGGGCGAGUCCAUGCAAGUGCCACUCAUGUACUACAAGAACAAUAUUGUCGGCACCAUCAACCUUCUCGAGGUGAUGCAGGGACACGACUGCUACCAGCUGGUGUUCUCCAGCUCCUGCACCGUGUACGGCGACCCGGAACAUCUGCCAAUCACAGAGGACCACCCCACGGGCAACGUGACCAACGUGUAUGGACGCACAAAGUACUUCAUCGAGGAAAUGCUCAAAGACAUUUCAGCAGCUGAAAAGAAAUGGAACAUUGUUUCACUGAGGUACUUCAACCCGGUGGGGGCCCACCCGUCCGGCCUGAUAGGGGAGGACCCCACCAAGGCGUUCACGAACCUCAUGCCGUACAUGGCCCAGGUCGCCAUCGGCAAGAAGCCCUCCCUCACGAUCUACGGCGGGGACUACGACACGGUGGACGGAACAGGUGUGCGGGACUACAUCCACGUCAUGGACCUCGCGUCGGGGCACGUGGCGGCGCUGGCCAAGCUUCAGGGAGAGCACCUCAGGAUAAAGACGUACAACCUGGGCACGGGCCGAGGGGUCUCCGUGCUGGAGCUGCUCCGCACCUUCGAGGCCGUCACGGGGUCCCCCGUGCCCCACCGGGUCGAGGCGCGCCGCGCCGGCGACAUUGUCUCCAUGUUCGCCGACGGCACGCUGGCCGCCGCCGAGUUGGGCUGGCGGGCACAGUACAGUCUGGAGCAGAUGUGUAAGUCCGGAGGGGUGGUGGUCUCCUUGCACGGAAGUGCACGUAAACAUACACUUCAACGUGCAAUCGGAAAGUGUACAGAAUUGUGUAAACUAGCUCCUGGGGGUGGUGCCUUCAUGACGCCGAGACUUACUGGCUUUUAACUUUCGAUGUCGGCCGUCCUUGUAGUCUCCUCACGGCGCGGUUUGGCGCACAUGAUCAAUUUUCAGAGAAUUCAGAAGGCAGAGGCCUCGUAACUUUCAUCUAGAUGGGCUACCAAGAGACUUCUACAAAUCAAACGCUACACUUCAAAUUUUAAUUUCAAAGGAAACAGUUCAGCUUCACCAUCGUACAGAGACCAGGAGAAGUUAAAACUAAACGACCUCUUGAAAAUAUUGGUCGACUUGUAAAACAGCAUAAUUCCUGCCCUCUGCUACUAACAACACUAACUUAGAAUGUUUUUGAUGUUUUUUUAAUGUUUCAUAAUUAAUUUCUACUCAUGUUUCUUCUAUGAUGCAUAAACAUUUGAGGUAUCUUGUUUGUGCUUUAAUAUUAUUACUAAUUUUGGUUAGGUCAUACAUACAAAUUAAUGUAGUUUAAAUAUUAUUAUUUUCUAUAUUUUGAGUGGUCAGUUAAACUGUAUGUAUGUUAAUUACGUUUUUGAAAUUUUAAAGCAUCGUCUGGGCAGUAAGACUAAUAUUCUAAAAGGUACUAGAAGGUAAAAAAAAAAGGAAGACAUGGGAACGACACUCUGUCUCCAGUAAGUUAUUUUUCAUGCCUCAAGAGUUAGUACGUUGUUGGGAAGACCCAGUGCAUAGACGCAAGACUACACAGCAAUGGACUAGAAAUUACGCUGGGCGCUGCCUCGCCAGCCAAUCAGAACACACCUGAAGGUGGGAUGAUGUGGCUUUUAAGACUUUCAUGAGAAAUAUGUUUUUCUAGUACUAUUUCUUAUAUGGUCAUAUUUCUGGUUCUGUAUUGUGAUUGGCCAGUUGACUUGGGAGUUGCGUCCCCUUUGUUUUCACCUUUGUAAGGGAAGACAAUAUCGUGGUUCCCCUAUUGUCGCCACGUGUGGCCGCAUCGUCGGCAGCACACAAAAAUAUAGUGAGAUUUUACGAAGAGCUAAUUUCACGCCUGUUGGUCGGGGACAGGCCGAAUCGUAAUUUUUUUUUUUUUUACUAGUUUUGGACUUUUAACUCCAAAUUCGACCCCAAGCGUUUGCAUUGGCCGAUGGUGACCAUCGUCACCCUCCCGGGACAUGUCCACAAAAUAUUUUUGUUCAACAUGACUUCAAUUUUUGUUAUAAUUGAUUGACAAGCUAAGUCUACAGUAAACAUAUGGAAAAUUAUCUGGACAUGUAAGUUGCUAUCUGUGUUUUUUUUUUCCAGAAGUAAUGUAAUAAAAUAAAAAAACAAAUGACUGCCUUAAAAUAAACUCUUUUAUUUUAAAUAUAACUUAAUACAAACUUUUAUCAUAAGAAAAUAAUUCAUCUUCAAUGUUGGAAACCAGACAAACUUAAAAACAUUUCAAAAUCGUUGUAUACAAACAUAAACUUUUCAAGUGAUUAAAGUGUAUUGUUAUUAUUCUUGGUUGCAUAGUCAGGCCAAACUGGAAUAUAACAAACUGAAUUUCUUGCCUUACAUUUAUUUUGUAUUAAAACAGCAAAUCGUUAGCCUUGCAAUAUGUAAAAAAAAACACAAAAAAAAGUAGAUUUCUCUGCCGCACUGAUUACUUUUUUGUUAUCGUAACUGAUUACAAACUUUAAGUAGGAUAUCCUACUUUUAUUUUUAUAGAUUAUUUCAGGAAUACGUAUUGUCAGCUGUGCGAUAUGUAUUGUAUUUCUAUAUUCAGCGAUAGUCUUAUGGAAAUGUAGUAAGGCUUGUACAGGUCAUAACAAACAGUUUCAUCAGCAAGUAGGGUAGCUAGAGCCAUGAGACAUCCUGACUUGAGUAAAAGCUGCAACAAGUUUUUUUUUCUAAUGCAGAACAAAAAAAAAUUCUUGUGCCAAGUGUAUUAAUUAUCCGUUAAAGACUAUGGAUAAAUGCACAACAGUAAUAAAACAAAUUUAUAUAGGAUGUUUUCAUGUUGUGUUCACCAGAAUUUACAAAAGGAUCCAAAGUUUGCAGCUUUUACCUCCUUAAAAAUAAGUUUUUUUGGCACAUAUACCUCUUUGCUUCUGGAUCACUCAAAAAUAUUUGUAGGCUAUUUGGGUGCUUGUAGUAAUUU
Molecule: messenger RNA, 3373 nt
Organism: Bacillus rossius redtenbacheri
Lineage: Eukaryota; Metazoa; Arthropoda; Insecta; Phasmatodea; Bacillidae
Product: UDP-glucose 4-epimerase-like
Exons: 7
Coding region: 172-1311 (379 amino acids)
Biological process (GO): beta-D-galactose catabolic process via UDP-galactose, Leloir pathway
Cellular component (GO): cytosol
Molecular function (GO): UDP-glucose 4-epimerase activity
Source: RefSeq, a predicted model, not a curated record